GGGAGGGAGGGAGGGAGGGAGCACCCACGAGCUUCCAUCGCCGGCCUGGGCCAGCCCACAGAGGGCCCCACAGCAUGUGGGAACUGCGCUCCGUAGCCUUCUCCAGGGCGGUGUUCGCCGAGUUCCUGGCCACGCUGCUCUUCGUCUUCUUCGGCCUCGGCUCAGCCCUCAACUGGCCGCAGGCCCUGCCGUCCGUGCUGCAGAUCGCCAUGGCCUUCGGCCUGGGCAUCGGCACCCUGGUGCAGGCCCUGGGCCACGUGAGCGGGGCCCACAUCAACCCGGCCGUGACGGUGGCCUGCCUGGUGGGCUGCCACGUGUCCUUUCUCCGGGCUGCCUUCUACGUGGCCGCGCAGCUGCUGGGGGCCGUGGCAGGGGCUGCUCUGCUCCACGAGAUCACGCCACCGCACGUUCGAGGGGACCUGGCUGUCAACGCACUCAGCAACAAUACAACAGCUGGCCAGGCUGUCACCGUGGAGCUUUUCCUGACCCUGCAGUUGGUGCUCUGCAUCUUCGCUUCCACGGAUGAACGGCGUGGAGACAACCUGGGCACCCCUGCCCUCUCCAUCGGUUUCUCUGUGGCCCUGGGCCACCUCCUUGGGAUCCACUACACCGGCUGCUCCAUGAAUCCGGCCCGCUCCCUGGCUCCUGCUGUUGUCACCGGCAAGUUUGACGACCACUGGGUCUUCUGGAUCGGACCCCUGGUGGGCGCCAUCCUGGGCUCCCUCCUCUACAACUACGUGCUGUUCCCGCCCGCCAAGAGCCUGGCCGAGCGCCUGGCGGUGCUCAAGGGGCUGGAGCCCGACGCCGACUGGGAGGAGCGCGAGGUGCGCCGGCGACAGUCAGUGGAGCUGCACUCGCCGCAGAGCCUGCCCCGGGGCAGCAAGGCCUGAGCCGCCCCCACCCCCAGCCCCGGCCCCGGCCCCGGGGGGCUCCAGCGACCGGGCCCGCCGCCCACCUCGCCCCCCUCCCCGGCCCCAGCGCCCCAGGAGCCGCUGCCAGGGCGGCGGGUGGCUCUGUCCGCGGUCCCACCCUCUGGCGCCCGCGGGGAGCUGGACCCUUGGGGAGCGAGGCCAGCAGGCAGAGGACCUGGGAACCCGCGGCGGGAUUUUGCGAGCGUGCCCGCGUGUGUGCAGAAGUGUGUUCCUCCCCAGUGCCUCUGUGUCCCCAGGUGCGCGGUUGUGCAUACUCCUGGGGGCCAGUAGCUGUGCCUGUGGCGGUGCGAGUGCGCCCCCCAACCUCCCACUCCCCUCUCCACCAGAUCCUCCCCAGCGCAAUAAAUCUGCUUCCUCUGCAGUCACAUCCUCCCCAGGAGCUCUGAGAGAGUGCUCCCGGCGACAAGGGAAGGGGAGGGCCUGGAGGCCGCUUGGAGAGCCCCAUUGCCACCCCCUACCCUGCCUCUGCUGGAAAAUUCCCCCAAGCCGCAGCCCUAAGGUUUGCCAGCAUCCACUGCUAGAGACAGAAAAUAUCAACCGGAGAAUGGCUUCUCCAGAAGUGGCCUCCGGAAAAAGGGAGGGUUGGGUGGCCCAGGACCUCCUUUCUGCCCGGAGGGAAGACCUCUUCAAAAAAGGAAGCCCGCAUAUGUGUGUGUGUGCCUGUAUGUGUGUGUAUAUGUCCCACACGUGUGCACAAGACCCCCCCCCCCCAUCUCCAGGGGGCUCCGGACCCAGAGAUUAGCCUGUGGCAGAGCAAACAAAGCCCUCUAUGGGCCCCACGGCCUUUGUCUUGGGAGAGGGCGAGAUUUGCAACUGGACACUUGGUGAAAGGAGACACUCCGUUUCGCAAGUGAGGCCUCCCUCCCGGCUGUACCCAUGGUCGGCUGGUCGAGGCGGUCAGGCACGCAACCGCAGGCCUCACUCUCUCUUCCUCUCCCUCCCUUCAGGUUUCCUUCCACCGCACUCCAGUUACUGGGGUGGGGGAGAGCAGCCUAGCGCACUCUCAGGACCACAGAAGGGAAAUGACUUGUCCAGGCAGUUGCAGGUCUGUGUCUAGAGCCUGGGCUUCUAAAUUUCCAGGCCAGUGGAAUGGUUCUCAAAUGAGAUUAAGUGGGAUUAAGUGAGAUGAUGCAUGUAAAGAUGCUGCGUGAACUGUAAUUCCUCAUACCAUUAGCACGCGUUAUUGGGAUUAUUUCAUUAUUUCCGCUUCCUGUUGGUAGAACACCGAAGGGUCCUGACCCUCAGCCUCUUUUACCUUUAGUUGGUGGCCAGUGCAAAGGACAGCCCUGGGAGCCCAGGCAGAAGGGGAUGGGUUUGGGGCUGACCCCAUCCUGGUCGAGCCUCUUAACCUCUCUUGGCCCUGAGCGCACCCUUGCUGUUCCCCCACUUUCUUCCUCCCAUCACCCAGACCACGCGUCCUCUCCCUCCCCCUCCAGUCUGCUUCAUAGCUAACCUGAGAAUCACAACUUGAGUCCCCUUCUCCAUGCACUGCUGCCUCCGUGCUUUCCAGGCUUUUAACCAUGUCUGUCUCACACUACACCAGGCACCCUCUGUGUACCCGAGUCUCCAGCCCCUUCCCGCCCUCCAGCCCUUCAGAGAUGGACCAUGUAUGAGGAACAUCCCUGUGAUUGUGCCCACCUCCUCAUCUAUGGGUUUUUUUUUUCUGUCUUCCUUGACCAACGCUCCCUCUGGAGUCAGAAAAAGGCUGCCUCGGUCCACAGGUGCUAUGGAGAUGGUGGUCCCAAACCCCCGACAGCUGGUGACAGCCACCUGGCCUCACUCCCAGAGGAGGGGUUGUAUCAGAGACCAAAGUGACCCCUGGGGCGGUACUUUGAACUGCUCUGGCAGUUCAAAGGCAGCAAGGCAUUGAGCUGUGAACCAAGCCUGGAUGUGUCUCAGGCACUUCAUCCCCACCCCACCAAGAAUUUCUCUUUAUGUCUUCCUGGACUCCACUUCCUGGAUUGUUCCUCACCUAAAACUUAAUGUGACAUCACCAUGACUUCUUGCCCUGAUUGCCCAGAUUGGGGUCACUAAGGUCAGAGGUCAAGGCAAGAUUCAGAACGAUAAGGAGGGAGAGGACCUGACACCUCCAGAGCAUCUGUGUCCCAGACUCUGGGUUAAAACUUCAGGUGGGUUAGGGAAGGACAACAGUUUCCAGCUAUGCAGGGUUUUAACCUUUCCGAUGCAUCCCCUAUUAUUGCCCCCGAUUAUCUCCCGACCCUGUGACAACAGGCAGAGCAAAUAUUGUUCUUCCUAUUUUAUAGAUCAAGCCUCUGCAUUUCAGAGACUGGUCUAAAGUCACACAGCUGUAUGUAGUGGAGUCAAGACUUGAAUUCAGGCCUUCUUAGUCAAAAAUCCCAUGAUCUGUCCAUUCAGAGCUCAGAGGACCCUCUGGGGCAAGUCCUAGUUGCCCCUUGGGAGCCCCUGGCAAACACCAGAGUACACCACUGAGCCUGUCCAGCCCAGCCCUCUGCCUGGAGGUGGACACAGACCCUUGGGGACGGCUGCAGCAGGGUAGAGAGAAAAGGACAAAGGACACCAGGCUGGUUUCUGGCCUUGAAAAGCUCCCAGUGUGCAGGAGAACGGAGGUCAGACACACCCAAAACCAGACAGCAGCAAGGUAGCAUGGAGGCAGGUGGACUGGCUUCCAGGUCCUCAAGCUGGGAAACAGACAAGGCUUUGAACUGAAGGGAAAAGGUGGCUGAGCACUGGGUCCCAGCAGCAUCCCUUCCCAGAUCCCCACUUUGUGCCGGAUGACUUUGUGCCUGCGAAUGUUGCUUUCCUGGUGUUUUGUAUCUUUAAGCUGUGAUCCUGUAUACGUGCAGUGCCUCCCAGGCAAGACCGUAAGCCCUUUGGGGGCAGGGCUCCCUCCAGCUCUUGGAUGGCCUUCUCCUAUCUAUUCGCCUUCAUCUGUCUUGGCUAGCUCAGUGCACUGCAUAUAAUAAGCACUCAAUAAAUGCUCAUUUGCCAAUAAGUGCUA
This is a messenger RNA of Canis lupus familiaris (dog), 3912 nucleotides long. RefSeq names its product aquaporin 2 (gene AQP2). Gene Ontology annotation, biological process: transmembrane transport. Lineage: Eukaryota; Metazoa; Chordata; Mammalia; Carnivora; Canidae. The record is from RefSeq and is marked provisional. Gene Ontology annotation, molecular function: water channel activity. Gene Ontology annotation, cellular component: plasma membrane; apical plasma membrane.